Messenger RNA from Moneuplotes crassus, 411 nucleotides. NCBI's taxonomy places the organism in Eukaryota, Ciliophora, Spirotrichea, Euplotida, Euplotidae. The record is from the annotation of a GenBank genome assembly.
AAUCAGCACUUGAUUAUGAACCCUUUACACAAGAUAAGUCAGCAGAAGACCUUAAUUAAGAUUCGAGAGAAGGCGAAUAAUACUUCCUUUGGACAGAAAGGAUACUUGACUAUCAAAGAAGAAAUUAAGAAGCAACGGGAGAAAAAUAAUUCCAGGUUUGGAAGAAGUCAAUGGGCUGAUAAGAUUAGAGAAAAUGGAAAUCUUAGGAAAAUGUUGCAUGUGAACAGCUUUCAAAGCAAACUGGAGAGAAGAGGAUCUCAAUCUGUAGCUCACAAAAAGAUAGGUGAAACAUUAGGAUCUCUUAAAAAGGUCACAAUGGCUUCAUUGAAGUAUCCUAGCUCGGUUACCCCAAGCAAAAGAGUCUAAGUAACAGGAAAGAUCCUUGUACUGGGCAAGAUUAUAAGCUGAGCC